AUGGACAAACAAGUGCCAGCAGAAAGGUCCAAGCAGCAACAGGACUUUGUGACGUUCUAUGACUUCGUCGUUACAUACAUUGACAAGUUGUUUGAUUUUUCACCAGAAGAUGGAUCGUUGUCAGGCGGUGGUUCCCAUGGUGCCGCGCGCGGGCGAGGGCGGGACCGAGCGUCAUGGGCGCGCGGGAGGGGGCGGGACCGAGGCUCCGAGCGUCAUUGGGCGCGCGGGCGGGGGCGGGACCGAGGCUCCGAGCGUCAUUGGGCGCGCGGGAGGGAGCGGGACCCGGCGGGACCGAGGCUCCGAGCGUCAUUGGGCGCGGGCGGGGGCGGGACCCGGCGGGACCGAGGCUCCGAGCGUCAUUGGGCGCGCGGGCGGGGGCGGGACCCGGCGGGACCGAGGCUCCGAGCGUCAUUGGGCGCGCGGAAGGGGGCGGGACCCGGCGGGACCGAGCGUCAUGGGCGCGCGGGAGGGGGCGGGACAGAGCGUCACUGGGCGCGCGGGAGGGGCGGGACCGAGCGUCAUGGGCGCGCGGGAGGGGGUGGGACCCGGCGGGACCGAGGCUCCGAGCGUCAUUGGGCGCGCGGGCGGGGGCGGGACCCGGCGGGACCGAGGCUCCGAGCGUCAUUGGGCGCGCGGGCGGGGGCGGGACCCGGCGGGACCGAGGCUCCGAGCGUCAUUGGGCGCGCGGAAGGGGGCGGGACCCGGCGGGACCGAGCGUCAUGGGCGCGCGGGAGGGGGCGGGACAGAGCGUCACUGGGCGCGCGGGAGGGGCGGAAUCCGGCGGGACCGAGUGUCAUUGGGCGCGCGGGAGGGAGCGGGACCCGGCGGGACCGAGGCUCCGAGCGUCAUUGGGCGCGCGGGCGGGGGCGGGACCCGGCGGGACCGAGGCUCCGAGCGUCAUUGGGCGCGCGGGAGGGGGCGGGACCCGGCGGGACCGAGGCUCCGAGCGUCAUUGGGCGCGCGGGAGGGGGCGGGACGCGGCGGGACCGAGGCUCCGAGCGUCAUUGGGCGCGCGGGCGGGGGCGGGACCCGGCGGGACCGAGGCUCCGAGCGUCAUUGGGCGCGCGGAAGGGGGCGGGACCCGGCGGGACCGAGCGUCAUGGGCGCGCGGGAGGGGGCGGGACAGAGCGUCACUGGGCGCGCGGGAGGGGCGGAAUCCGGCGGGACCGAGUGUCAUUGGGCGCGGAAGGGGGCGGGACCCGGCGGGACCGAGGCUCCGAGCGUCAUUGGGCGCGGGAGGGGGCGGGACCCGGCGGGACCGAGGCUCCGAGCGUCAUUGGGCGCGGGAGGGGGCGGGACCGAGGCUCCGAGCGUCAUUGGGCGCGCGGGAGGGGGCGGGACCCGGCGGGACCGAGGCUCCGAGCGUCAUUGGGCGCGCGGGAGGGGGCGGGACCCGGCGGGACCGAGGCUCCGAGCGUCAUUGGGCGCGCGGGAGGGGGCGGGACCCGGCGGGACCGAGGCUCCGAGCGUCAUUCGGCGGGGGCGGGUCUCUGUGCGGACGAACAGCAAGGUGAGAGGCCUCGGGCUCGGUCCGGCCCUGACCCCGGUCCGCUCGGUCUCACGGUGCCCGGUGAGAGGCCUCGGGCUCGGUCCGGCCCUGACCCCGGUCCGCUCGGUCUCACGGUGCCGGGUGAGAGGCCUCGGGCUCGGUCCGGCCCUGACCCCGGUCCGCUCGGUCUCACGGUGCCGGGUGAGAGGCCUCGGGCUCGGUCCGGCCCUGACCCCGGUCCGCUCGGUCUCACGGUGCCGGGUGAGAGGCCUCGGGCUCGGUCCGGCCCUGACCCCGGUCCGCUCGGUCUCACGGUGCCGGGUGAGAGGCCUCGGGCUCGGUCCGGCCCUGACCCCGGUCCGCUCGGUCUCACGGUGCCCGGUGAGAGGCCUCGGGCUCGGUCCGGCCCUGACCCCGGUCCGCUCGGUCUCACGGUGCCCGGUGAGAGGCCUCGGGCUCGGUCCGGCCCUGACCCCGGUCCGCUCGGUCUCACGGUGCCCGGUGAGAGGCCUCGGGCUCGGUCCGGCCCUGACCCCGGUCCGCUCGGUCUCACGGUGCCCGGUGAGAGGCCUCGGGCUCGGUCCGGCCCUGACCCCGGUCCGCUCGGUCUCACGGUGCCGGGUGAGAGGCCUCGGGCUCGGUCCGGCCCUGACCCCGGUCCGCUCGGUCUCACGGUGCCCGGUGAGAGGCCUCGGGCUCGGUCCGGCCCUGACCCCGGUCCGCUCGGUCUCACGGUGCCCGGUGAGAGGCCUCGGGCUCGGUCCGGCCCUGACCCCGGUCCGCUCGGUCUCACGGUGCCCGGUGAGAGGCCUCGGGCUCGGUCCGGCCCUGACCCCGGUCCGCUCGGUCUCCCGGUGCCCGGUGAGAGGCCUCGGGCUCGGUCCGGCCCUGACCCCGGUCCGCUCGGUCUCACGGUGCCCGGUGAGAGGCCUCGGGCUCGGUCCGGCCCUGACCCCGGUCCGCUCGGUCUCACGGUGCCCGGUGAGAGGCCUCGGGCUCGGGCUCGGGCUGGGACACCCCCACCCCCCGCCAUACUUGUCCUCACCUUCUAA
Hypanus sabinus (Atlantic stingray) is the source of this 2541-nucleotide messenger RNA. RefSeq names its product spidroin-1-like. NCBI's taxonomy places the organism in Eukaryota, Metazoa, Chordata, Chondrichthyes, Myliobatiformes, Dasyatidae. The record is from RefSeq and is a predicted model, not a curated record. The transcript is spliced from 3 exons. The coding region runs from base 1 to 2541 and encodes 846 amino acids.